AUGUUAACACAAACAAGAACCUAUGCAAAUGAAGACAUUUUCUUCAUUGGUGACUAUCAUAGCAAGUUUACUACAUCAACACUAGCUUCCCAAGGUGUUGGCCUGGUCGAAUCAUGCAAAAAUGCAUUAGAUGAAACAGAUUAUUCCGAAGUUGCGACAUUGAUGUAUAAAAUAGGGAAUAUGAUCAAGUCAACCAAUGUUAAUAAGGACAUUAUGAUCUUCUUCAUCAAUACUGCCUCAGAACUCCUUACACAAUCCAUUCCGAAGAGGUUACUUAUAAACUCGCUUUGGUUUCUCACUCAGGCUUUCAUACAUUGCAACAACAUCUUCAUGAACACUGUUAGCAUGGAAAGCCUCAUUGUUACUCUCCUUUCCAUUGAAGAAACUGAUUCAGGAGUCAAAAGAAGUUUGAUCAUCUUAAUUUCAAACUUAGUCACGAAGAAAGAAGCGAUACAAGCCAUAAUAGAGUCAAUAAACCCAGAAGUACUGAUCCAGUUCCUUACAAACUACGAAAAUUUGGAAGAAUUAAAUCAAUUCUUAAGAAAUCUCUUCAGAAUUGGUUUAAAUGAAGAAUUGUUCUCAGUCAUACUUGAUUGGAUGCAGAACCAUGUUGAAUUCGAUGUAAUUGUCGAUUGUUUGUCAAUAUCUGCAAAAUUUAUUGACAAUUUGACAUCAUUUCUCGAAGAGCAUGGAAUAAUCAAGUCAGCAAAGGAUACAUUAGAAGUCUGUAGUUCCAAAACUGUUAGUUCAUGUUUCAGAAUCCUUGGAAUUGGCCAAUCCAUGAAAAUUUCCGAUUUCAACAUCGGAACAUCGAAGAACAUGAAUGACAAUACAGUUCUAACAGGUGUCUGGGCACUGAUCAACUCAUCAAACAUAGGUGAUGAAGAAAUUAUUUCUGAAUUCAUGAUAAACAUUGUCCAAACAAUUAUUCUCAAUGAAAGUAGAUCAUACAAGUGUAGACAAAUGUCUGCUUUCUUAGUCAGCAAAUAUAUCUACUACUGUGGUGAAUCAACACAAGAUGUAUUGAAAAUUCUUGCUCAGUUUGCAAACAGUGAACCAUCAAAUGCAGAAAUAACUGCUUCUAUUCUUAAUUCUAUUGUUGAAUGCGAAUUAUGUGAGGAAAUGUUCGAAUUCCUCGGUGAAAGCAUUGAAGAUAUUUUGGCUGCAUCAGAGAACCAGAACUUGAGUGAAGCGGCAUCUAGAUACAUCGAACAAUUAGAGAAAAAUGAUUAA
Molecule: messenger RNA, 1233 nt
Organism: Trichomonas vaginalis G3
Lineage: Eukaryota; Parabasalia; Trichomonadida; Trichomonadidae
Product: armadillo (ARM) repeat-containing protein family
Exons: 1
Coding region: 1-1233 (410 amino acids)
Source: RefSeq, a predicted model, not a curated record